Molecule: messenger RNA, 1761 nt
Organism: Penicillium longicatenatum
Lineage: Eukaryota; Fungi; Ascomycota; Eurotiomycetes; Eurotiales; Aspergillaceae
Product: putative tetracycline-efflux transporter
Exons: 3
Coding region: 1-1761 (586 amino acids)
Biological process (GO): transmembrane transport
Cellular component (GO): membrane
Molecular function (GO): transmembrane transporter activity
Source: RefSeq, a predicted model, not a curated record
AUGGAGAACGAGGAGCUCUUCGCAGGCGAAUCCGCUCUGGAUGUGCAACAGGCCACCGAGAGUCUGGUUCAAGAGACACGUUGUACUGCAGAUGGCACGGUCUUAAACGUGCACCAUGAGCCGCUGCUAGCCAGCAAUGAAGGGGAUGAUGAGUGGCCAGAGGAAGUACCGCAGCUUCGCGACACAGACCCAGACACACGACCGCGAUGGAGGAGACCAAGUAUAUACUGGUUACUCCCAUUUACAUUGGUCUUCACCAUUGGAUUUGGCGGCUUGGCUGUCCCCAAGGUUACUCUAAUGAGGGAUCUAGUAUGCCGCAAUUAUCUCUAUGAAAGGAGUCUCAAAGAUCCUCAUUUCACAUACCUCCCCGUGAUUAUAUCCGGAGAUAAUCCUCAGUGUAGGAUACCCGAUGUUCAAUCCAAGGUUGCCCAGCUGCAGCUAUACAUCAACCUCAUUUCUGGUCUCGUCGCAGCCCUGGUCAGUCCCCGGCUCGGCCGCUUAUCGGAUGCCUACGGCCGGACCAAGUUGAUUGCUCUGUGCGGGACAUGCUCUGCGAUCAGUGAAUCAAUCACCUGUUUUCUGGGAACAUGGCCCGAAGCUCUCUCCGUUAACCUGUUCCUGCUCGGAGCGCUGGUGGACGGACUGGGUGGAUCUAUCACCGGUGCCCAGGUGGUGCUUCACUCUUACGCAACCGAUUGCACACCUCCCAACCGACGGAGUGUGGCAUUUGGUUUAUUUCAUGGUGCGCUGUUUUUGGGUGUGGCAGCUGGGCCGAGCGGUGCAGCAUAUAUCAUCAGUAAGACAGGAAGCUCGUUGCCCGUGUUCUACACGGGCUUUUUAUUGCAUGCCUUCUUUUCCUUGUGUGUUAUUUUAGUGGUUCCUGAGUCCUUAUCCAAGGAACUUCAACUGGUGGCUCGUGCUAAGCACCGUUUCAAGGCGACAGACGAUGAGCCCAAAUGGUACUCCUGGAAGGCUCUCAACCCAUUGAACCUCGUUACCCCUCUGAAAAUUCUUUGGCCUGCCGUUGGGCGACCGAGUGUUCUUUUCCCCAACCGGAAAGGUGCUAGCCCAGCUCUGCGCCGCAAUAUCCUCAUGCUGGCCAUGAUGGAUGUGGCUUUAUUCGGCGUCGCCAUGGGCACGGUACAGGUCAUCAUUAUUUACGCCGAGUAUAUGUUCGACUGGGGGAAUGUGGAAAUGAGUCUGUUCGUUGCGAUAGUCAAUGGUCUGCGCACCAUCAACCUAUUUGUAUUCUUACCUCUCAUCUCCUGGCUUUUCCGCACGCCGACCCCUGACGAUGGCAUGAUUCGCGGGUCCGAUAUGCUCGACGUCAUAAUCAUUCGCAUAUCUGUUCUCUUCGAUAUUAUUGGGUAUAUUUGCUUUACUCUAUCGAAGACAGGCACUGCCUGGCUUGCUUCAGGUAUUAUCACUUGUCUUGGUGGAAUGGGACCCCCGACAAUCCAGUCUGCGCUCACUAAGCAUGUGCCGCAUGACCGCGUUGGACAGUUGCUUGGCGCAACAGGCCUUUUGCAUGCUCUGGCUCGGGUGGUUGCACCUACGGUUUUCAAUUUGAUCUAUAGUUUGACUGUUAGGUCACAUCCUCAAACAGUUUUUAUGCUUCUUGCAUCUGUCUUUGGAGCUGCCAGUUUCUUGAGCUUCUUUAUUCGACCACAUGUGACCCUUGACGAUGAGCCUGCAUUUGACAUAGCGGUCGAGGCUAACGAAGAUGGAGAAGACGAGGAGGAUCAAUUGCUUUUACGAUAA